AAACCCCGAUACGUCGUUCCCAUUCAGUUGCUGCUGUAGCCUUAAACCCUUGUUUUUGCACUGAGACGGAAUGGGUUUCUUCGACUUCAAUAUACCAUAUUCGGAGGCCUUGCCGUCUGAUAAGGCUACUCGGAUCAAGCUAGCCACCAUGGCCAUGGAGCUCGGUUACUCUGGAGUUGCCUACAACCGUACGAUCAAGGGCGUGAUGUCCGAUCGUGACCGUUGCUCCAUUCCCCUUCUUACUCUCUCUUCUCUCCUCAAGCUCUCUCCCUCUCUCGCCUCCUCUGUCUAUUUCCACCGUGAUCUUCUUGGUGUCCCACGCGCCUCCCCUUUCCGACAAUACACGCGCCUCACCGUCAAUGCUGAUAGUCCCUCUCAGGCUCAGGUUCUCAAUUCUGGAAACCCUAUUUUGAAGACUUACGAUUUGGUCUCUGUCAGGCCCUUGAAUCAGACCAUCUUCGAUCAGGCCUGUGAAAGAUUGGAGGUAGAUAUUAUUGCGAUUGACUUCUCAGAAAAGCUGCCUUUCCGUUUGAAGCUGCCCAUGGUUAAAGCUGCUAUUCAGCGUGGUGUGUUUUUCGAAAUCACCUAUUCAAACCUCAUUACUGAUAUUCAAGCGAGGAGGCAAAUGAUAACAAAUGCUAAGUUACUUGUAGAUUGGACUCGAGGGAAGAAUCUAAUUAUCUCUAGUGCUGCCUCUUCUGUUUUUGAACUAAGAGGGCCAUAUGAUGUUGCGAAUUUAUCAUUUCUGCUAGGGCUCGCUCUUGAACAAGCGAAGGCAGCUGUUUCCAAAAAUUGUAGGGCUCUUAUAACCAAAGCUUUGAGAAAAAAACAAUUUCAUAAAGAUGCCAUCAAGGUUGAAGUGAUAUCAUCAGGAGAGCAAGUUGAAUCUAAUAAACCCUGGUCUAGUGACUUGUUUAAAUGGGAUCCCAUCUCUAGUGGUGAUGGUGAUUUGCUGUUGGAGGAUCUUGAAAAGUCUUUUGCUGCUUCCAAUAAUGUAUCCAAAAAUUCGAAAGCCAUUGAUUUCACUUCCAUCAUUGGUAGUUUACCCUCACAUGGAUUUCAAGUAAGGGAUUUGAUAUCUGGAGACUCACAUGAUAAUAGCAAAAAUGUUCAUUUUGUUGCUGAAGCAACUGCAUUACCAGUUUUGAGAGAUGGAGACUUAGAACAGCGCAACAGGCUUGAUCUUCCUAAACCAAGUGUAACUUCGAUGUAUGAAGCCCUAUUUAAACAGCAAUCCUUUGGAAAUCAAAAUUCUCAAGUUUUAUAUUCUACUGAUACUACAAAAGUUUUGCCAGAUUCUAUAGAGAUUGGAUCAUUGACAACAAGCAUGAAGGCAGAAACAUCUAAUCCAAAUGCAAUAGAUGAUCUGAUGAAUGAGGACUUAUUAAUUCAAGAAGCAUCUUUGCCCUUGAAUAAUUUGGCUUUACAUGAAGAGGAACAGUCUGAGAAACCUGGGUUUGUUCCGCUUUUAGAGGAUAAUAGCCCAGUAGCCAAUUGUGAACCAUUAGAUGCGAAAAUGGAAGAUCAAAUUGAUGCAGAAUGCAGUCAUCUAUCCUUGGUUCGAUCUUCACCAGUGGAAUUGAAAGCGAAAAGAAAGAUGCGUCGUCAAGCUUUGUUACUUCCUCUCAAGCGCAGGUUGAGUACCUCUCCUUUUAAGAAAAAGUCUCAUAAAAGCAAAAGAAAAAAUUAAAGUAGGUCUAGUUUUUCCAACUGCAUUGUCUAUGUUGACAAUUGUCAUUCAUCACAUAGGCAAUUACUAUGUGUCUUUCUCUUGUCCUGCACCUUGGGUUUGCAAUUCACAUCCCAGUGCUUUUAUAUAACAAAUUUUGUUAUUGUGCUGCUCUCAAUUUUGGAAGUACUAUAAAAUCUCUUGGUUAAUCAGGAAACUAUCCAAAAUAUUCAGUGUUAUGAUA
Humulus lupulus (European hop) is the source of this 1913-nucleotide messenger RNA. RefSeq names its product protein GAMETOPHYTE DEFECTIVE 1. Gene Ontology annotation, molecular function: RNA binding. Bases 71 to 1690 code for a protein of 539 amino acids. Gene Ontology annotation, cellular component: nucleolar ribonuclease P complex. The transcript has 7 exons. Gene Ontology annotation, biological process: tRNA processing. NCBI's taxonomy places the organism in Eukaryota, Viridiplantae, Streptophyta, Magnoliopsida, Rosales, Cannabaceae. The record is from RefSeq and is a predicted model, not a curated record.